Messenger RNA from Cyclopterus lumpus (lumpfish), 4048 nucleotides. RefSeq names its product RecQ helicase-like 5 (gene recql5). The record is from RefSeq and is a predicted model, not a curated record. Gene Ontology annotation, biological process: double-strand break repair via homologous recombination. Lineage: Eukaryota; Metazoa; Chordata; Actinopteri; Perciformes; Cyclopteridae. The transcript is spliced from 19 exons. Gene Ontology annotation, molecular function: nucleic acid binding; ATP binding; 3'-5' DNA helicase activity. The coding region runs from base 76 to 3114 and encodes 1012 amino acids. Gene Ontology annotation, cellular component: cytoplasm; chromosome.
GGGACUGUAAUGAUGUCAUCGAUGUGCGACGACACCAGCGACGGUUUACAUGAGUCCUUUAAAGAGCGAUAAACGAUGGCAACAACAACAACCGCAACUAUAAAACAAGCUCUGAAAACCCACUUUGGGUUUGACAACUUUCGCUCUAAAGUACAGGAAGAUGUCGUCAAAGCAGCCGUUAAAGGUGACGUCGAUGUGUUUGUGUGCAUGCCGACUGGAGCAGGAAAGUCCCUCUGUUACCAGCUGCCUGCUGUCAUGGCUGAGGGCAUUACUCUGGUUAUAUCCCCGCUAAUCGCGCUCAUUCAGGACCAAGUGGACCACCUGAAGAGUCUGAACAUCCCUGCCUGUUCCAUCAACUCCAAGCUGGCAGCAGGCGAGCGCCAUCUGAUCCUGGCUGACUUGGGGAGCAGCAGCCCCAAGCUGAAGCUGCUCUAUAUUACUCCCGAGAUGGUGGCCUCUCCCUCGUUCCAGCCCUGCCUGACCGGCCUGGUCUCUCGCGGCCUGCUGUCUUACCUGGCUGUGGACGAGGCUCACUGCGUCUCCCAGUGGGGACAUGACUUUAGGCCAGACUACCUCAAACUGGGAAAGCUGCGUGGACGCUUGCCGGGGGUUCCCUGUUUGGCCCUGACGGCAACAGCGACCAAGAAUGUACAACAGGACAUUGCUCGGUCCCUGAAUCUGCACUCGCCACAGUCUUUCAUUACGCCUGUCUUCCGCAAUAACUUGCACUAUGAUGUGAUCUUCAGGGAGCUGCUGCCAAACCCUUACGCCCACCUCUACGCCUUUAUUCAGGAGGCACUGGCGGUGGACAGCGUCUCUAAUCGACAGGGUUGUGGGAUUGUGUACUGUCGGACCAGGGAUGGCUGUGAAACAGUGGCUCACCAGCUGACAAAGCUCGGAGUCUCGGCCAAACCGUAUCACGCAGGUCUCAGAUCAGGAGAUCGCACAGAGGUCCAGACCGAGUGGAUGCAGGGGGUGGUGCUGGUUAUUGUAGCCACCAUCAGCUUUGGCAUGGGAGUCGACAAGGCCAAUGUCAGGUUCGUGGCUCACUGGAACCUCGCCAAGUCACUGGCGAGUUACUACCAAGAGUCUGGGCGAGCGGGGAGAGACGGGCUGCCCUCCUCCUGUCGCACGUACUACUCCCCGAAAGACAAGGAGCAAAUUAACUUCCUCAUCCGCAAGGAUUUCGCCCGCAAACAGGCGAAACGUGGCUCUGCAAAGGAGGCCGACAAAGCGUCCAUCAAGGACUUCGAUGCCAUGGUGUCGUUCUGUGCUCAAGAAUCUUGUCGCCAUGCGACCAUCUCCAAGUUCUUUGGGGACCAGACGCCGAACUGCGCCGGUGCUUGCGACUACUGCCGCAACCCCAAAGCUGUGCGCGCCCAGCUGGAGCGGGCGGCGGUCCUCAGCACCAAGACUGAAGCGCAGAGCCAAGAGGCCCCCGGACCGUUCGGCUUCCAGCGAGGCCUUUACGAAGGAGGGAGGAAGGGCUACGGCUUUGAAAGGUUUGACGAAGAGGGCGCCAGUAGUGGUGAAGAAGAUGGCGGCUCAAAGAGGAAAAAGCAUUUUACAGACCUCUUCAAGCAGCAGAUGAACAUACGGAAGGUGACAACAGAGGCUCAGAGGGGCAACUUUGUUCCUCCAGACGCUGACUGCCCACUCAUAGAGGCCAGCAGCCAGAGGAUCCCCAGACUCACUGUGAAGGCCCGAGAGCACUGCCUGUGCCUCUUGCAGGAAGCUGUAUAUGGCCACCAGGGGGCAGGAGACGCACUCAAUGAAACCCGGUCUCUAGCAGCCGAUAUUGAACACAAGGUCUUCAAGAGCACCAAGUCUUCCAACUUGUACAAAGCUGCUGUCCUGAAGAAGGUAUCGGAGUUGAAGAAAGCAGCACCUGGAGAAAAGGGAGACGGUGUCAAGACUGACAGCAGCAGUGAAAAUGAGACCAAACUCAAAGAGGAGACGCCUUCGUCGUCUUCCUGCUCCAUUCCUGAGGAGCAGCAGGGGUUCACAUCUGCAUCUGAGAUCUACUCUAUGAAGCGUAAGCGAGUAGGAGCAGGCCUGAGAGGGUCGUCCGACCCCUUCCAGACUGCUAAGGAGCUGCUGAAGGCCUCCAUGUCGGACACGUUGUCCAACAAGUGGACGGAGAGCGGCGGGUUUUACAACGACAGCUCCGCAGGCUCCGGAGAGGCGAGCGCCGAUGCGUCUUUGGCGGUAACGUCGUCCGUCAGAGCCAGAGCGAAUGCUGUCGCCGCCGCCCUCGACAGCCCGACGAAGGCGGGUCGACCCGUGAGCAAGAAGCAGCAGAAAUUAGCCGAGGCGGCAAAGAGCUCCCGCAACAUUUCCCAGUAUUUUGCGAAGAAGGAAACGAUAGAGAAAAGCGCAGAGGAGGCGGAGACGCCGAGGGGACUCGAUGCAGCGCUGUCUCACACCGCGGUGGUGGUCGCUCAAGAAAGCAAUCAGGAACACUCGCCCGUCACUGGGGAAGACAUGGAGAUCAGUCCUGUGGAGACUCGGGACCUGAUCCAAAAGGAAAGUAAAAGAGAAGUGAUAGUUAUACACGAUGAGGAUGAUAACGAAGAGGAGGAAAUGGAUAUGACGGAGACGUUGGAGCUGCAGUGGCUUCCAGACUCAUCUGAAGAGAACAUCAAGUCCACCGCAGAACAAAACAAACCAGAGAAAGAAGAGAACCCCCCUCUCACCGAAGGGUUCACAGAUGAUAUGAAAGCGGACAGAGGGUCGUCUCCUCCGGCGAAGCGCAACCGCCCCACAGACAGAAAAGUGACCUUCAACCCCGACGUGCAGGAGAGGGCCCUGCUGCCCGUCAACGAGCCGCCCGAGCCUGUGACGCUAAAGGAAGCAGCUGAUAUCGUGGUCCGCUACCUGGACCCCUUCUACACAAAGGGAAAGUUUGCCAACAAGGUGUUGUUUAAGUCCUUCGCCCGCUACUUAUCUCACCUUCUCGCGGAGGGGCGGAGUCGGGGGAAAAUCCUAGUUAAAGCGGAAGCCAAAGCUCUCAUCAAGAAGUUCUUCAGCGGAGUGGAGCGCUGCGAGAGCGAGGCCGACUGGAAGCACCUUAAAAGACUGCACAACUGUGCGAGCACAGAGGACAAGGAAUGAUGGGAAGUGGAAACCUGGUCUUUUCAAGGGUCAAGCCCUUCUCCUUUUGUCAGUGCCUAAAGCUUUUCUCUCGUCACCACAGACGCCUGCCUACCAGAGUUCUGCUCUUUUUCAGGCCCGUUGCUGCUGCUUAUGUCCAUAAUGAAGCAAUAACAUGUGAGCUGUGACAGCUUGAGAGAGCAGAGGUCAAACUGUGUGCAUACUAAUGAGUGUUGUUCGUAUGUUUCAGCUAUUAACUGAACAUUUUCUUUGUUUCACGACAGUAUGUUGUACUGCCCUCUACAUACACAAUAUGCACUUACAUCUUUAGUAAAACCUGUUUCAAGUCUGCAAGUUGAUUUUUAUACUGAGCUGAAAUGAAUGGAAAGCAAAGGCUUUUUGAACAUUCGCUCAGCACUGAACACAAAGUACAGCUGAGGCUCUUGGGAAUGUCAUGAGUUUUGCGGAUACUUGGUCAUAAACUGAAUUUUAAUUUUGACCUGAUGGUGUGAGAUGAAAGGUCAGGGGAUCAUGAACGGGGUUCAUCCCCUGGGGAUCAUCUAAUAUGAACCAAAUGACACUGCAAUCUCUCAAAUGUGUGUGUGUGUGUGUGUGUGUGUGUGUGUGUGUAGAUAUUUAUGUCUGAUAUUUCCCUCCACAGAGGGACCCGCAUGGCUGUAAAUGCAUUGAGGAGAUGGUUGACCAUAAUGUGAAGAACGCGUCAUUUGAAGUAAAUGGGACUAAAACAUACAAGAACACUUAUUUGACAUUAACCAGUUAUGGGAGCCUGAGAUAUGGGAUAUAUAUAUUUUUUUUUUUACUGUUGUUACAUAUUUUGUCUUUAGCUGCUGGACUGCAAAACAAAGUAAAUGUACAUCGAGAUACUGUAUGAUGUGAAACUGUCCGGUUUGUUUGUGUGUGUUUUGUUUUUUACGUUAAAGAUGAGCUAAAUUUA